Messenger RNA from Dendronephthya gigantea, 747 nucleotides. RefSeq lists its product as uncharacterized. The transcript has 3 exons. Lineage: Eukaryota; Metazoa; Cnidaria; Anthozoa; Malacalcyonacea; Nephtheidae. The record is from RefSeq and is a predicted model, not a curated record. The coding region runs from base 1 to 747 and encodes 248 amino acids.
AUGGAGAUUUGCAGUGGAGGUCUGGUGAUGGUGAUGGUGUUGGUGAUGGUGUUGGUUAUAGUGAUGGUGAUGGUGUUGGUGUUGGUGUUGGUGAUGGUGUUGGUGUUGGUGAUGGUGUUAGUGAUGGUGUUGGUGUUGGUGUUGGUGAUGGUGAUGGUGAUGGUGAUGGUGUUGGUGAUGGUGAUAGUGAUGGUGUUGGUGCUGGUGAUGGUGCUGGUGAUGGUGAUGGUGUUGGCGAUGGUGGUGGUGCUGGUGAUAGGUGUUGGCGAUGGUGAUGGUGUUGGUGAUGGUGAUGGUGUUGGUGAUGGUGCUAGUGUUGGUGAUGGUGUUGGUAAUGGUGUUAGUGAUGGUGUUGGUGGUGUUGGCAAUAGUUUCGUGAUGAUGGUGUUGGUGAUGGUGCUAGCAUUGGUGAUGGUGUUGGCGAUGGUUUGUGAUGGUGUUGGUGAUAGUGUUGGUGAUGGUGUUAGUGAUGGUGUUGGUGAUGGUGUUAGUGAUGGUGUUGGUGAUGGUGUUGGUGAUGGUGUUGGUGAUGGUGAUGGUGUUGGUGAUGGUGUUGGUGAUGGUGUUGGUGAUGGUGUUGGUGAUGGUGUUGGUGAUGGUGUUGGUGAUGGUGUUAGUGAUGGUGUUGGCGAUGGUGAUGGUUUGGUGAUGGUGCUAGUGAUGGUGUUGGUGAUAGUGUUGGUGAUGGUGUUAGUGAUGGUGUUGGUGAUGGUGAUGUUCACAGUAAAGGAUUUGACCCAGUGCUGA